This is a messenger RNA of Macadamia integrifolia, 2688 nucleotides long. Its product is annotated as calmodulin-binding protein 60 B-like. The coding region runs from base 417 to 2354 and encodes 645 amino acids. Lineage: Eukaryota; Viridiplantae; Streptophyta; Magnoliopsida; Proteales; Proteaceae. The record is from RefSeq and is a predicted model, not a curated record. Gene Ontology annotation, cellular component: nucleus. The transcript is spliced from 8 exons. Gene Ontology annotation, biological process: regulation of salicylic acid biosynthetic process. Gene Ontology annotation, molecular function: calmodulin binding; DNA-binding transcription factor activity; sequence-specific DNA binding.
UCAGCCGUCAAAGCUAUAAUUGGGAAAGAACACCUCAUCAACUCACAGACCCACAGGCAAAAUUUUCGAUUGCGUAUUCGAAAUCUAUCAUCUGUUGGAAUUUCUCAGUCCCACUCUGUCUUAGAAAGCUUCUCAAAGUUUUCGAUCUUUCUCUCUCUCUCUCUCUUCCUUUUUUGUUCUACUGGGGAAUUUGGAACUUGUCUGAUCUUUUGUACUUUGAAUCUACUACUGAAUUUCAUGAAAUCUGAGCUGAAUCUUUGGGUGAUUUUAGAUCGGGAGUUGGAAGUUAAGGAGUGGACUGGGAAGUGAUUGGGUCUUUGAUUUGGUGGCGAAUUGCUGAGGAGGAGGGUGAUUUUGUGUUUCAAAUAUCUGAAUAUUAGGGUUUUCUUGUGUUGUCGCUGUGGAAACCUAGUUAAAUGCAGAGGCCCACGACGAGGUCUCUGGAGAGAUCCAACACUAUGAACAGGGAGAAACGAGGGUUGGAUCCGAAUGAUGCAGAAGAAGGACAGCCGCAGAAGAAGCGGCCUGCGCUUGCUAGUGUAAUUGUUGAGGCACUCAAGGUGGAUAGCCUGCAGAAGCUUUGCUCAUCAUUGGAGCCUAUUCUUCGUAAAGUUGUUAGUGAAGAAGUGGAGCGUGCACUGGCAAAAUUAGGGCCUGCUAGGCUCAACGGGAGGGCUUCUCCAAAAACAAUAGAAGGGCCUGAUGGAAGAAACUUGCAGCUGCACUUCAGGUCUAGGUUGUCCCUUCCCCUCUUUACAGGAGGAAAAGUAGAAGGGGAGCAGGGUGCUGCAAUCCAUAUUGUCUUGAUUGAUGCAAACACAAACCUUGUGGUAACAUCAGGGCCCGAGUCCUUGGCCAAAUUAGAUGUUGUUGUGCUUGAAGGUGAUUUCAACAAUGAAGAUGAUGAUGGUUGGACACAAGAGGACUUUGAAAGCCAUGUGGUGAAAGAGCGUGAGGGGAAGAGGCCGCUUCUGACUGGGGACUUACAAGUAACACUGAAAGAAGGUGUAGGAACCCUUGGAGACCUCACAUUUACGGAUAACUCUAGCUGGAUAAGGAGCAGAAAGUUCAGGCUAGGUGUAAAGGUUGCCUCAGGCUACUGUGAGGGAAUUCAUAUUCGUGAGGCUAAAACAGAGGCAUUUACUGUUAAGGAUCAUAGGGGGGAAUUAUACAAGAAGCACUAUCCACCUGCGUUAAAUGAUGAGGUGUGGAGAUUGGAGAAGAUUGGCAAGGAUGGAUCAUUCCACAAGAGGUUGAAUAAGGCUGGAAUACACAAAGUUGAGGACUUCCUUCGGCUUGUUGUGAGAGACCAACAGAAAUUGCGGAAUAUCCUUGGGGGUGGCAUGUCAAAUAAGAUGUGGGAGGUUCUUGUAGAACAUGCGAAGACUUGCGGUCUUAGUGGGAAACUUUAUGUCUAUUAUUCUGACAGCACAAGGAAUGUUGGUGUUGUUUUUAACAAUAUAUAUGAGCUGAGUGGACUUAUUGCCAGUGGACAGUAUUAUCCUGCGGAUUCUCUUUCUGACAGUCAGAAGGUCUAUGUGGAUACCUUGGUGAAGAAGGCAUAUGACAAUUGGUCGCAUGUUAUAGAGUAUGACAGCAAAGCACUUCUAGGAUUUAAGCAGAACAGAAGAUCGACUCGAAGUGAACUUCCAAUGGGCUCAGCAGAUUAUGGCAUCUCAUUUGAUCAGCAACCCUCUCUUCCCCAUCUACCUGCUCCUUCAGAGCAGUCUUCAAUGGAUACUGGCAUGGCUGUCAUGGGGUAUAAUGAUAAUCUGGCUACUCGUUACCCCACACAGCCGCAGCAAUUAAACUCCAAUGCCCAUAUCCAGUUUGAUGCCACUGCAUUUGCUCCACAGAACCAGAUGAUUGAAGUUCCAAACCAGGCCGAAAUGGUGAGAAAUAAUAACAAUGUUGGACUGGCCCUGGGGCCACCACAGUCAUCACCAACAGGUUUCCAGAAUGUUGGCCCAUCUGUCCAGGCGACUAAUCUUACUUAUGAUGACUGGCCACGUAACCGCGAUAAUAGAGGAGUUGAUGAAUUCUUCUCAGAGGAAGAAAUCCGCAUGAGAAGUCAUGAGAUGCUUGAGAAUGAAGACAUGCAGCAUCUGCUUCGAGUCUUCAGCAUGGGAGGCCAUAAUGUAACUGAAGAUGUGUACCCUUAUUCUUCAUUCAAUAUACCACCAUCCCCAUCACCAUCUCCUUCACCAAACUACGGUUAUGAUGAGGCUCGGUCCCGUUCAUCUGGCAGAGCUGUUGUAGGAUGGCUCAAGCUCAAGGCAGCCCUGAGGUGGGGUAUUUUUAUCAGGAAGAAAGCAGCAGAGAGGCGUGCACAGCUUGUUGAGUUGGACGAUUAGUGUUCAAGGAAAUCAUGUUUGAGGGCAAGCUGCCGGUGGUGGGGUUUCCUUUCUUAUAUUCCUGGAUUUCUGAGAGUUGGGAUGCUUAUCAGAUGACCUGGAAUAUUUGCUUGUACAGUUCUCCUGUACAUUAUGUUUGUUUCUGUUUACUACGCUUUAAUUCAUUAUAUGAUUUCUCUCUGCUCUCUCUGGUUUUUUAGAAUCUCCCGCUAUUAGGCUUUGGGGGGAGAAGGGGCUGGAGAGGGUUUCAGUGCUUAGAUGUUCCUUCUGUGACCCAUAACACUUAUGUAUUAUUGACCUUGUUAUGCUAAGUUAAUCUCGUUUCUGAUAUUAA